AUGGACCCAGCUGGCAGAGCGCAUGCCUCCCUGGGACAUGAGGAGUCUGUGCUGGAUCAGAGAGCACUGGAGGGACUGUCGGAAAUGAGUGGAAUGAAGAAGCUGAUCGCACCAGAAGGCAUUAAAUACGUAUGUAUGGGAUCUACAAAUCCUCCAUCGGUGAAGGAGGUUACAGAAUCCAACGCUCAGGAAUCAGGAGAGGACACACUGAAAGAUGAGUCUGAGAAUCAGGAGAACAUUCUGUCCCAGCUGUUGGGUGAUUAUGACAAGGUUAAAGCCAUAUCAGAAGGAACUAACUGCAAGUGCAAGUGCGUUGUGAAGCCACUGAACAGAGACUCAUGUCAAAGAAAUAAUGGCAGUCCUACAAUGCCAGAAGAUUACUAUACUGUGGAGACUAUAACUUCUGGACCAGACUGUAAGUGUGCAUGUGUGGCACCACCGUCUGCUUUAAAUCCUUGUGAGGGAGAUUUUCGCCUAAGGAAGUUACAAGAAGCAGAGAAAAAUGGUUUCAAGCUAUCAAGCAUUAUAGAAAUGCUGGAAGGGUCUUUCUAUGGAUUAGAUCUACUAAAACUACAUAGUGUGACUACAAAAAUGAUUGGCCGCAUUGAAAAACUUGAAAAGGUUAUUCAUAAAAAUAUCACAAAAGGCGAAGAAAAAAUGAAGGACAAUGUGGAUGAAAUUCAGACUGUGGCCAGGAAGAAAGGUGAAAACAAUGAUACAAAAACUGAAGAUGAAGAGUCUGACAGCAUUGGAAAAAUUCUUCAAAGAGAUGCAGCUGCAGCCUACACUGAUUCCCAUGACAAGUAUGAAGAAAGGUUCCUUAUAGAUGAACAGGCAAAAGGUAAUGAUCCAAAGCCUCAUUCUCCACCACCACAACAAGUUCAAAGGUGGCCAAUUACUUUAAGACAAAUCAAAGUCAGAUCAAAACCGGUCCAAAAGCCUGUUGUGCGAGGUGUAACAUUUUACAAGGCCAAAGAUACAGAAGAUGACAGUGACUUGGAUGAUCUAC
Nanorana parkeri is the source of this 1009-nucleotide messenger RNA. RefSeq names its product olfactomedin-like protein 2B. The annotation marks the transcript as partial. Gene Ontology annotation, biological process: signal transduction. Lineage: Eukaryota; Metazoa; Chordata; Amphibia; Anura; Dicroglossidae. The transcript is spliced from 6 exons. The record is from RefSeq and is a predicted model, not a curated record.